GAAACGUGGAACUUGUAUCAUAUGUUUAUGUUAAUGCUCGACAAUGAAUUAACAAUAAACAUUUGCCAAAUAACAAAUUGAUUAACAAAUUGAAUUAACUGUGCAAAGUAAUAAUAGUUUCUAAUUCCUACUAUAAAUUAUUAAUAUUUUAGUAAAUAAAAAGUGUUUAUAAAAUGUCAUCAAGAAUAAAUAAAAGUGGUCUUGUAGCAAGGGUUAAUUUUCCCCUCUACACAAUUCAGAUGUUGACUAGCAGGCACAUCCUGGUUGGUGGUGGUGGUGGUGAAUCAAAAACAGGAGUUGCUAAUGGUUUUGAAAUAUUUGAAGUAUCACAUAAUGGAUGGAAUUUCAUUGCUGAAGAAGUAACAAGACACGAGACUGGUCCAAAUGUUGUUAUGAAUUGUGCAACAUAUAAUGAUAAUAAAAAAACAUGGCUUGCAGCUGGACAAGAAAGUCACUGUCAACUUUACAGUGUCACAUCACGUAUUGUGACUCUUGAGAAUGGUGAAGUUCCUAAAGCUACAAAUGCCACCACAACGCCAAAAGAAAAUUUACGACAAAGAAAAAAAAAUGACAAGAAUGAUGAGACAAAUAAUUUAUCAGCUAAUAAAAAUGAUAAACAUAAAAGACUACAGUUAAUUCUUGAACCAUCAACAAGUAUUAAAACUGAUUUUAGUGAUGAUGAAUCACGUCAAAGAAUUGUUAGAAUAAGUCCAAAUGGUAAAUACAUGGCAACUGGUGGAGUUGAUGGUAUUGUACGUUUAUGGAAAUUUCCUGAGUUAACAUUAAUUCAUUGUUUCAAAUUACAUGAUAAAGAAAUUGAUGAUAUUGAUUUUAAUGUUAGCAGUAAAUUUAUAUCAACAAUUGCUAAAGAUGGUAAAGCAUUUAUUUGUGAUAUAGCUAAAUGUAAUAAAUAUAAAGAAUUAACAUGGACAACACCAAGCUCAUCAAAAUAUAUGUAUAAAAGAUUACGUUUUAGAAUAUCAAAUGAUAAAAAAUUAAAUGAACAAAUAUUUAUAUUAUCAAAUGCAACAUUAUCGAAAAAUCCAAGUUAUUUACAACUUUGGGAUAUUGAACAAGGUAUUAUUAUUAAAUCAACAUCAUUUAAAGAAACAUUAUCAGCAUUAGCAGUAUCUGAUGAUGGUAAAUUUGUUGCUGUUGGAACAAUGUUUUCUGGUUCUGUUGAUAUAUUUAUAGCAUUUAGUUUACAAAGGGUACUUCAUGUAUCAAAUGCACAUAGUAUGUUUAUAACUGGUUUAGAAUUUCUUCAUACAAAAAAUCAUGAAUUAAAUGAUAAUAGCCAUUCAAUAAGUGCAGUUACAAGUAAUUGUGAAGCUGCUGUUGUCAGUAUAUCAGUUGAUAAUAGAAUUUGUAUACACAGCAUUCCCCACAGACAUUCAUUGCCAUUUUGGUUGGUCAUUGUUUUUAUAGUGCUAAGUAUUUGUGGUGCAUUUAUAUUUUGCAGCUAUGUUGGCAUAUGACCCGGGUCAAUUGAAAAUACUUUAGUUAAUAGCCAAUUAACUGGCUCGGAAUUUUUUUUUCUUGUGUAAAAAUUCAUUAAAAUCAGCACGAAAAUAUAAAAAAACAAACAAAUUGUAAGUAGAUUAUUAUCAAGACAAUGUGCAUUAAAUGUUUUUUGUUUUUUUUUGAGGCUUCUACGUAAAUAAUUAUCUGUUGAUUGUGUUAGCGUAAUCAAUUUUAUAUUUUAAAUAAUUGUGUAUAGUUAAUUGGAGUUGUACCAGCACAUGUGUUUAUUAUUUAAGUAUAGGUAUAUAUUAUAUAUAAAUACUUGAAUUGUUUGGUUGUUUAUAAGUUCUAUUUAUGAAUGUGAUUGUGGCACAAAUAGAAAAAUAUAAUGGUGAAAUAAUUUUCAUAUUUAUUAUUAUAAUUUUUAAUCAAUUGACAUGAUGCAUCAAAUGUUAGUUCAAUAAUUAUACUGUAAAUUUUGUUGAAAAUGAAAUUAUUUUUAUUUUACCUUAAAGGUAAUUUAAAUUGUAUCAGCGGUAUUGAUUAAAACUGCGUGUGAAGAUUAUUUAAUGUUAAUAAAAAUCACACAAAAAAUUAAUUUAUGUAUAAAAUAAAAAAGUUAAUACAAAGAAUUAAAAAAAAAACA
Aphidius gifuensis is the source of this 2110-nucleotide messenger RNA. RefSeq names its product prolactin regulatory element-binding protein. Lineage: Eukaryota; Metazoa; Arthropoda; Insecta; Hymenoptera; Braconidae. Gene Ontology annotation, cellular component: endoplasmic reticulum membrane. The record is from RefSeq and is a predicted model, not a curated record. The transcript has 3 exons. The coding region runs from base 174 to 1478 and encodes 434 amino acids. Gene Ontology annotation, molecular function: protein binding; GTPase activator activity; guanyl-nucleotide exchange factor activity. Gene Ontology annotation, biological process: protein secretion.